Molecule: messenger RNA, 10117 nt
Organism: Pocillopora meandrina
Lineage: Eukaryota; Metazoa; Cnidaria; Anthozoa; Scleractinia; Pocilloporidae
Source: the annotation of a GenBank genome assembly
GCGGUCGUCUAUAUUGCAUUUGCAAAAGAGUUGAGUUGGAGAGAAUCCGACAAUUUUAUGUAUUGAGGAUUUGACUCUGAGUGUUUGACAUGAAAUGAGAGACGGAUAAUGCCUUUGUUUGACGUUAUUGGACUUGGAGCAGAAAAGCACGCGGUUGUUAUUGACAUCGGGGCCGCCUAUACGAAGUAAGAAAGGUUCAUGUAUUGCAAACAUUGUGAAAAGUUGGGUGUUAAUGUCGUCAACCUUGCUAGCGCUAGCCAAUUUUGGUAGAAAUCAGCUGUUGAAAUUUAUCGCAAUAGACAUAUUUUAAUCUUUUUUUACUUGUUUGUUAUCUCAUUUAUCAACCUUUUGUAGAUCUAGUUUGAGAAGGUACUCGGUAAUACCGGUAGUUUUGGGCAGUGUUCCUCUUGAUGUCUUCAGUGAUCGAAGAUGAUUCUUUCCCAUAACAAAUGAUCAAUUAGUUUUCCAGUAGUGUUUCAUCACCACUUGCAAGACAUUCCAUUUGGGUAUAAAAAGAAAAAGAUACGUUUUACUUCAUUCUGUCUUCAACAUUUAGGUAAAAACGUAUCUAAAGUUCAUCUAAAUCCGAUUUUAUUCUUUUAAUCCUUCAGAUGUGGUUUUGCCUCAGAAACAAGUCCUCGUCAUAUCAUUCGAAGUGUCAUUACGCACACAAUAAAUGGAGAGGUAUCUACUUAUACUAAUCUGUGUUGGAAGAUACUGUCUCCCAUUACAUGAUCAACAUUCUAUAAUUUCUUUGUAAAUCGAUUGAGAGAUUUGAAAGAAUUUGGUGUUGUAUGCAUGAAACAUCACCUAUUGGUAUAUUGCAGGAAGAUGUAUUAAUUAAUAAAUACUAGGAGUUGUUAAAGGGUCAGCUGGUAAAUAAAUGGUAGAAGACAUAGUGGCCCAACUGUUAGGGACUGGACUCUGGGUCCAGAGGUGCAGGUUUCAGAACCAGACUAAGUCAUUUUGUUGCAUGCUUGAGACACCCUACCCUCACAGUGCCACUCCCCACCUUGGAGUGGAUCAUUGGAUACCAGUGGAUUGUGAAAAAAAAACAAAAACUAAAAACAUGCAGGGGUGGGUGGAGGGAGACCUGGAAUAGACUGGUAUUUUAUCCUGGGAGAUAAUUAGGCAAGGGAUUAUUAGUUGACCCAGUACCAAAGUUUCUGAACCAACAUCAUAAGAAUUAUACAGAAGACAUUAAAGAGAAUUACUGAUAGAAUGUCAUGAGUGAAAGGGUUAAAAUGAAUGCCUUUCCAGUAAGUUUAAUGCCUAACUUCAGGGCGUGAAAUUGCGCCUAACACAGGCCCCAAUGCGACUAAAUUUUUCACUUUGGCAACCAAAUCCUGAAAAUUAGUUGCCAAAUUGGCGACUAGAAUGUUUUAUCAUAACCUUUCCAAGAGAUAGAGUGAAUUAAACUUCGUCGUUAAGUUUGUUUCCAAAACGCAGCACGUGCAUCCCUAACGAUAACUAGAUGCCAUCUUGGAUUUAGUUGAGCUUAAACGUUGUAUAUCAACCAUCCUAGUGUCCACUUCGUAGCUCCUUAAAGAUCUUUUCCCUAACUUAAUUUUUGAGGGUCAAUCUAGAACUCUGACAGCGUAAAAAAAAGGUUUUGUUUGUCUUUGAAAAUGGCGACCAACUUUUUUUGAAUUGGCUACUACUUUGAAGAAUUUAGGAGCCAAGUGGCUAUCAGAAAAAAAAAUUAAUUUCACGCCCUGAACUUGUGGUAUGGUAUCGAAUUUGCUCUUUUUUCCUCCUUUUGUUAAGACGGAAACUGUGAAUGUUGUCAGUCAUGAACAAGACAAAAGGCCAGAUGAAUUAUAUGCUAUCCUGAGAGACUUUCUUCAUCAAGUUUAUUUCAGGUAUGGUAAGGUUGUGUGUAAAACACACGUUAUAGAAACUGGUUUUCCUGUAGGAGUGAUUUUCCUAACAUUGAAAAAAAAAACUUGAUUUGUCUAUCAAAUGUACCUUUCCAUGAAUUAAAAAUUAGCUCUACACAGCUCAAGAUAAUUAUAGCACCCAAUGACAACCAACUGCAAAAAGUUUUGACAAAGAAGAAAGUCAGUGGUCUGUAUUGUGUUGUGAGGGAUGCAGAAAAUUUAAUAAUGCUGAUCAUAGUAUUAUUACUUCUAAGAGUAAGGGAAGGGACUUGCAAAAUAGUUUCCAGUUAAUAAGUCCUCUGUCUGAUCAUUGACAUUUUCAGGUACCUUCUUGUCAACCCACGAGACAGACGAGUUGUUAUUUGUGAGUCUGUGCUUUGCUCUACACUUUGGAGAAAUACCAUCGCCAAGGUCCUUUUCAAGCACUUUGAGGUGAUGCAUACAUAAAAAAAUUUUUUCUGAUUAAAAAUAAUUACAGGAAGCCCACAUUUCAAUAUAUGUAAGACUCAGCUGAACCAGAAAGUGUCAUCCUUAUUUAAUUUAAUAAUAAACAUUUGAAGUUAUUCUUCGAUAGCAUGCCAGUCAGACGGAUGGUUCAAUUAAGGCCUUGAGCUACUGUAUUCUUUUUCAUUCCCUGACAAGGCCAGAGGCUGCCAAAAGCUUGGGAACAAAAAGGAAUACAUUGACUUGAAGCCUCAAUCCAGUCCCCUCCAUUUAGUACUUAACAUUUCUCUUAACAAUUCCAAAUUAUUACGAUUUCAUCGCCAGGUGCCUUCAGUACUGUUUGCACCCCAUCACCUUUUAGCGCUCUUUACCCUCGGAAUACCAUCAGGACUAGUCUUGGACUGUGGCUUUACAGAGACCAUUGUUUUACCAAUAUCCUUUUCAGUAAAUGUAUCAUUGCAUAUGGGAUUACCAGUAACCCUUUACCCUUUAUACCCUAACAUCAGUAUAUAUAUUCUCCAUACUGUUUUCUAUACAUUUCCUAAGGUGCUGACAAGGAGAAUUUGUUAAUCAAAUCAAGAGAAUAUUUAGUUGGUGAUCAUUUCUGUAAUUUUUGUGACCUUACUGUUUGAUGCAGGGGUUAUACAGUUGGGAGAAAUAAGAUGCAAUACCCUCACAUCGAUAUAUAUAUAUAUAUUCUAUACUGCUCCUUUCCUAUGGUACUGACAAAGAGAAUUCUAAAUCUCAAGCUUCUCUGGUUCACAGCCAUUUUCUUCUAACCUCAAUGUUUGAUUCAGCAGCAAUGCUGUAAGGAGAAAUUAUAUCCUGGUUACUUUUAGGGAUUAAAGGUUCAAGGUAAAAAGAGGAUUGAAAAAUUGUUCAUCAUUAUUUUUUCUCUCUUUUUAGGUGACAGACUAGUAUUGGAUUUUAUUUUCAGAACAAUCUUGAAUAUGUUAUGCUAGACAAUAACCAGUGGUGCAUCAUCGUGUUAACAGUCUUGUCAUUUAGUGAAUGUAAUGAUUGAAUGACCUGAAUAGAUCCACUUAAAUUUAUUUGCAUUGGAUGUUAGACUACUUAUUACUUACUUGACUCAGUUGAUUCUGGUGUUACAUUUGUGAGGGGACGGCUAUUCUCAAAGCUGUAGAAACAAUCCCUCUUGGAUCAAGGGCCAUUCACAAGUGAGUAAAUGUUCAUUUGUAUUCCACAUGGUUUUCUGUGUGUAAUAGUAACUAAUGUUAUUAUUGAAGCUGGAUUGAAAAAAACACAACACUGUGAUCAAGUAGUCUUCAAACCUUGACCUUUUGAUAUGGAGCACGGUACGCUAAGUUUGAGUUUAUUGCACAUCCCAAAUCUCUUUUUUUGCCAAAUUUACAUAAAUCCAUGCAGUGAUGUUUUGCCCCUUUUGAUUACAGGCAUCUGGAGGAACAGCUGAUGGAGAGAAGUCUGGUACAAAUAGAAACUGGAAUAAAGCCUUUGUCAUCUGUUAUGAGUAAGCUUGAGACACUGCAGUUUGGUCACUCCUCUUGGCCUAAGUCUAAGAGUUUAUUCUAUAGCACACCAUUGGUUGAUGACUGUGUAGAAAGCCGUCAUUUGCCUGACUAAGGCCAACAGUUAAUAGAAGGACUGAGACGGCAAAAUCUACAAUUCUUUAUUGUGAGAGGACAACUUAAACAUUCGUUAUCAAGGCAGUCAGUUGAAGCUUGUGAAUUAGCUCAAACAUAAACUCUUUCAAUCUUUCAUUUGCAAAUUUUUUACUUGAAUAACAUGGAUUGAGCAUGUAAACCUAUCAUGAACAUUCACAUAUUUAUGAAUUAAAAUUGAUCAUACUAGCUUAAUGCAAAUGUACCUCUAUUUUCUCCAGGUUUUAUAAACUUAGUUAUUACAUAAAUCUAAAUUGGCUGCUGUAGAGAGUUUCUGAAUCUGAAAUUUCCAGCAUUAGCCCUUCGUUAUUGAUGCUGAGUUAGUAGUAAAGCUGAAAUACCAGGUUAACCCUUUAACCCUUUACUGUAACUCCCAAGAUCUGAUUGUCAAUUCCCUCCUCUGGCUGCCACAUAUUUCCUUGUAAAUAAGUUACAAGAAUUUGGUGUUAGAUUAAGAUAACAACUUCUACUUGAUAAGUUUGAGUAUUCUCACAACCUGUUUGCCAGAUAAUGUUUAGGUAUUACAGGGAGAAGUUACAUGUUAAUCACUCUUGGGAGUUAAAGGGUUAACUCCCAUGAGUGACCAUUAGACAUAAUUUCUCCUUAUAGUAUCAAAUGAAUAUAAUAUCAAGGAGACAAGUGAUGAGAAUAAAGAAAAAUUUCAAUUAGAGGAUAAUACAUUGUUCCAAUACCAAAUUCUCCAAACUAACAUCACAAGAAUUGUAUGGCGGACAGUAAGGAGAAUUACUAACGAGAUCUUGGGAGUUAAAGGGUUAAGAAACACUCUGCAGUGGCCAAUUAGCAUCAUCAACUCAUUUGAUAAAGCCAAAUCAAAUUAUCUUGUAAUAUUGACCCCACUAACACAGCAACACUGUUUCUUACCCCUUUCUUUAAAAAUGUAUCGAACAGAUGUCUUUUAGUGCCUCUAAAGCUGAGUAUGUUUUGUAUGUUUUCCCAGAUUCUCUUGGAACAGAAACCCUAGAGGACAUUAAAGGUAAGAUAAGCAAAUCUUCAUUUAAUAUGAUUGGUAUUCCUCUGUAUCAGGUAGUUUUCGUAAUUUUUAGCAGCAGUGAAAUAAGGUUAUAGUUUGUGGUGGAAUUGUUGUCUGUCGUUUGAGCAACUGGGGCUUGUGGACUUCAGAAUGAUCCUAAAUUCUGGGCUUGAACAUUGCAAGCAAUCCCUGCUUUACACUUUGAAAAGCAAGACUCUUUUCUCUCACAUUGCUUUUCCCCCCAGAAGUAUAUAUUCAGUUGAAGAAAUGGAAAAAUUUUCAGUAGCACCUUUAUGUUUGAGGAUAACAUAAGUCAUACCAGCAUCCCAUGGCUCACUAGCAAGGUUGCUAUGGAAACCAGGAUAUAUGAACCAGUCUCAUAUGUAGUCUUACCUGUAUAUACCCUGUAGAAUUACAGUUAAACUUUUUUUUAAUUAAUAAUAUUUUUCUGAGCAGACAAGGCCAUAACUGUCUCAUCAUUGUUUAUUAGUGCGUACUUGCUUUGUGGCACCAAAGUUCAGUGGACCAGAAGGAGAGCCACGCCCUGCCUCACAGGUGCCAAAGGUUGACUAUCCUCUUGAUGGAGGAAGGAUUAUCAGAAUUGAAGGUCAAAUCAGGUAAAAUCAUAAGAGAAAUAAAAUAACUGAAAAGGUCUCCAAACUUAAGGAAAAUUUUGGUAAAACAUUUUCCCUAAGGUAAAAAUUAAGAGGGAACUAUUUACACAAACACAAUCUUCAAACUUUUGAAAUCAGUGCCAGGAUUUUAAGUCACAGAUGCCAACAAAGCUUCCUAUCAGUACACAAAUUGAUAUAAUUUUUCAAACUAUCUCCAGUUUAUGUCAUCACCUUUCAAAGGCUUGUCAACAACUGAAAUGUUGUUACUGCAUUGCGAGCUAGGAAACAUUUAUGUAAAGGGAUGAUUUUGUUUCUUUUGCAGAGAACAGACUUUUGAUAUUUUGUUUGAUGGGGAUGAGGAAGGAAAAUCUAUUGCAACAUGUCUGUUGGAUUCAAUACUUAAGGUACACUGGAUACCAUAAUCAUUAUUUAAUUAUUAAUUGAUAUUUCAUUCUUUCCUUUUUUCUUUUAUUCACUCAUCAGUUUAUUUCAUUCAUUCUUAAUUUUAUUUGUUCUUAAUCCUUUUAUGAUUAUUAUUUCUUUCACUACCAUUUCAAUGAUUUAAAAUUGUCAACUUUUGUUCUGCAGUGCCCUAUUGACACAAGGAAGCAGUUAGCAGAGAAUAUAGUCCUUGUUGGUGGAACUGUAAUGACCCCAGGAUUCAAGUAAGCUAAGCUUCUCAGUGUAUUGUAACGAUUGUCUGUGUGGCACACUUCUCCACUCAAAAGUCUGAAAGAUUUUUUGUUAAUUAUGAAAUUAUGAGAUGUUGUGUUUCUUUUCUUUUCUUUUCUUUUUUUUUAACUCACUGCUUGUUAUAUAUUAAUUAUGUAUAUAUGCUCAUGGGUAAGACUUGAUUCUGGCAGUAACAUAUAAACUCUGCUUGCAAAUAUUGAAUUUUAAGGGGAUUAAAAAUCUGGUUUGAGUUUUAUUAUGAGCAUGAUUUGGACAAUCAUGUAUUUUGCACAUCUAUGUGAUAAUUUAAUAUUUUAAAUUCCAAAAUCAUGUUUCUUAUUGGCUGCAAUCAUUAAUCUUGCAACAUUUUGUGUAAAAUAUGCUCAUAUCAUGAGAGAGUUUAUCCUUUAAGAGUGACUAGCAUCUAAUCCCUCCCUACAAUGUCAUGCCUGAAUCACAUAUUUAGGUCACAAGAGUAAAGGAAAUGUUCAAUUAAGUCUAAUAGUAGCUCCUGAUUGUGAAACACAUUCUCCCUGUAAGCACCUUAGGAGAUGUAUUCUGAACAGUAUAGAGAACAUGCAUACAAAUGUUGGAGUGAAGCUGGGGUUAAAAAGUCCAUCAGAUUCUUUUGAAUGUAGGAUUUCAAAACUUUUUUCACUUUUGGCAAUUGGCUUGUAAUAAUAAUUAUGUUUAUUUUAACAUGUAGACAUCGUCUGUUGCAAGAAAUUUACUGUUUACUUCAAUCACCUCGAUACAAAGAGAACUUAUUUAUGAAAACAAUCAAAAUGCAUCAGAUACCUGUCACUGCCAACUGUACAUCAUGGCUUGGAGGUAGGCCUGUAUUCUGUUUUGUUUUGUUUUUUCUCUCUUUUUCACUCUCAUUAUUGACAUAAUUUUAUAAGUUUCCACUGUUUUUGGAAGAAGCAGUGACUUAUUGGUCAGAGCAGUGGAUACAAGGUAAAAUUAUAAAAUGCUUGGGGUGUAUCCUUUGCGAUGGAUGUACAUUCAUCUAGUCAGGAGUAGUGCUACUCCUCACCACUUCAUGGGAAGGAAACCACGAUAAGCUUGGGCUGAGUGGGCCCCUUGGCUUGUGUAUCUACUUUAUGAUACCUUAGGGUAAUUUAGUAUUAUCAACCCAGUUGACAAUGUAAAUUGGCCACUGUAAAGAGUUUAACCUUUUAACUCCCAUGAGUGACAAGACAGAAUUUCUCCUUACAAUACCAAUACAAUAUCAACCAGAUAAGUAAUGAGAAUAAAGAAAACUAUCAAUUUGGGGAUAAUUAUUUGAUCCAAAUCAAAAUUCUGUGAACUAACAUUAUAAGAAUUGUAUAGUUGACAGUAAGGAGAGUUACAAAUUGGAUCUGGGAGUUGAAGGGUUGAAACUCUUUACAGUGGCCAAUUUACAUUAUAACCCAAUUGAUAAUACUAAAUUUCUGUUAUACUCUCCCACCAACGUAGCACUACAGUUUCUUAAGAAACUUAUACCCUUUAUUCAUUCAUUUUUACUUACCUCAGUCAUUUGCACAGAGUCAUUCUCAGAAAUUUACAAUUGUGUCACAUAGUGGUAUUUAGUUCCUCUUGUUUCUUCCAAUUCUAAUUUGUUAUGGACAUGCUAGUUGACAAAGAGCCAGCUUGUGAAUGUGCCACUGUUAAAAACCAGUGAGGUUAGAAAGCCUGCAUCACAGAGUAGGUGGACAGAAAUGAUGAUUUGUAUUGAAUUUCUUCAUGUCUAGUUUGAACAUAGGUAUAGGCCAUGGAUCUAAGUAUGGAGUUUGUAUACAGUUUCUUUCUUCUUAUGUACUGUUCACAUCUUUUAACCUUAGACAUUUUCCAGUACACAGUAUUUGGAUCAAUAUCAGUAUCUGGGCAACUGCCCACCUACCCCUCCCCUAGCCCAACAUUAACCUUAACUUGUUGUCAAUUGACUGUUGUUGAGUUAGGGGAGGGGUAGGUGGGCAGUUGCCCAGAUACUGAUAUUGAUCCCAGUAUUUUUGUGAUGAAUACAACUCCUUUUGUUGAAUUCAAGCCAACACUCAGCAUUAUCAAGGCAUUUCUGUUUUCUCUUUUACUAUCACUUUAAGAGUAACACUGUUCUUCCAGGUGCGAUAUUUGGUGCUCUUGAAGUCCUGGCUGACCGUUCAGUAACUAAGGAACGAUACAAUCAAGAUAACAAGAUCCCAGAUUGGGCCUCCUGUGAAGAACAAACUGUUGACAAUGCUCCCAUUUUAGAGGAACGCCUUGAAAGACCAGUUCUGUCACGUCGUCAGACAAGUGGCAUCACCAGCACCCUUAGUAAUAUUAGCAGCUCCCUGUCAAGCCGACUUCUCAGUGGCAGCAGUAGAAGCCCCUUAGCAUCGAGUUUACUUCAAAGAGCAGGAGGAUCCCCUACUUCAGGGGCAUCAUCCAGCAUAAAAGAAAGUGACAAAGAAACUCAAAAAGAAGAAAAAAAGGGUUGAAUAUUUUGGCUGCAAUAAUUUAUUGUAUGGGCAUGUAACCUUUAGAAAUUUUUGACCCAUUUGUCUCUUAGUACAGUUAAAUUUCACCGUAUGCUGCCCUAUUAGCAACCUUCCCUUGGACCCAGAAGGGUCCAAGAGACAAGAGGGGGAGACAACUUUCUUUAACCUUCUAACUCUCAUCUCCAUCUGCUACACAUUUCAUUGUAAAUUGGUGAGGAGAAUUUGGUGUUCAUACAAGAUAACUUCUACAAGAUAUGUUUGAGUAUUCUCAGUACCUGUUUACUGGAUGAAGUGUGGAUUUUAUAUGGAGCAGUUGUAUGGUAAUCACUUUUGGGAGUUAAAAGGCUAAGGAUGGAUGUCAUGAACCAACACUUUUACUUAAAAAUUAGCAUGGUCUCAUGUUAAGCUCAAGGGAUCGUGAAUAUGCAGUUGACUUUUUAGAGUAUGCUCUGUUCGGUUUACUGCAGCUUUAAACAAAUCUGACCAGUGGACAGUUAAUAUUUUAAAAUUAAGUGUAGCUAAUACAGGUGGCUCUGGAGCCUUUUUCACUCACUGCACUUUUGUGUCAUGUGCCUAACAAAGACAAAUGGGUCCUGACUCAAAGUCAAAUGACUGCAUUUAACCACUACAGUUUGUUAUAUUAAUUUAUUACUGAAAUAACACCUAGUAGUUACCUUGAGCUAAUAUUAAACACAGAUUGGAACAUAUAAAUCAGAAUUCUUUGAUUUUCACUGAAUUUCAGAGGUUUCAAUAUGUUUUAAAGUGGGCAUCAGACUCUGCAAAGGUAGGUGUCUGAAAAGUUCAUUCAUUGCCAAAAGGUGAUUUUUUUAACUGGAUAAUUGGCAACAUCUUGUCAAGAAGCUGACAAAACUCUAGUGGUUGCUGGCUUGUUUUAAAACCCCUGGAAAUUGAACAACUUGGGUGGCUUUAAUAUUUCCAUGUUUUACAUGCAGUAUAUGGGGAAAAGUAUUAUAUGGGCAUAAGGAGCAGUGAAGCCCGAGGAAAACAGGCUAAUUUCCUGAGAGUUCUUAGGUGGUUCCUUAGUCAUAUUACCUCACCUAGCAGGCAACAAAAGUCAAUCUGAAAUUUUGGGGACAGAGGGAAAUCAAUGUAAAAGCCUUUUAUGAUACAGUUAGCUGUCCUUUAUGUCUUCUGGACAUCAAGCAGUCCUUAUGAUGUAGUAUUGUUUUUGAAAGGAAAUAAAGUAGGACUGGGCAUGGAAAGAGGAAUGUGUCAUUUGAGAGACAGUCACUUAGAAAAUAAAUAGAGUCAAACCUGUAUUAAGCUGUCACCCCUGGGGAAUGGUGCAGUAACCGCUCAAUGCAGGUUCCAUAAAAUAGGGGUAUUAUAAAGAAAUAAUGAAAAACAUCACUUCAUGUACAAAAACUUGCUCAAAAACAUUACCAAGUUUAACACUGAC